AUGGCGGGUCGUUCUGUAUCUUUGACCCCGGGGGCCCUAUUGGAAGGAGGGAAACAGGUGCGACGGAACAGCAUGCAGAGUAGGGCGAGCACGUCGAGCCUCAUUGAGCCUGGCACUAUCCCCAUGCCUAGGUCACAGCCCGCAACCCCCCGGUCUCAAACUCUGACACCUCACAAGUACAAGAAGGGAGAUGUAGUCCAUACUCCAAAUGGAAUAAGGAAGAAGUUCAAUGGGAAGCAAUGGAGACGUCUCUGCUCGAAGGAGAACUGUACAAAAGAGUCUCAGAGAAGGGGCUUUUGCUCCCGGCAUUUAAGUAUGAAGGGCAAAAGCCUAAGAGACGUGUCAGGCUCUUCUUCAUCAGGGACUACUGGAGCUGGACAGGGGAACCGUUCCAUUGUCUUCUCUGGAAGGCGAAAAGGGAUCCUAGAUGAGAAAGGUGAAAUGGAAUGGGAGGCUGAAACAAGUUCAGCAAGUGAAACUCCUCAGAUAAACCAAGGUGUUCCUAGUACAAAUCUGGGUCAACCCAGGCUCACACGGAGAUUUGAUCAAGAUGAGACAGAGGCAGCAAAUCUUCUUGUGUCAUUGGGUAAUAGUCGUUCAGGGACACCAGCAGGUCACAUAUCUUCAACCCCAGUCAGCCCUUCUCCAAUGCAUUCCCCAGUUUCUCUACCUGUCCCUCACCAGAAUAUGUUCCUACCCAUUUCCCAAUCCCAGUCUCAACAAGCACCUGCCAGUCAGAGGUGGUCUCAGGAUGGAAUGGCAUCUCCAGUUCGCUAUCAGGUUUCAUCUCAUGGCCACAACCAUCUCUAUCACAAAGGGGUUAUUCGUCCAGAGCUGGUGCCACCAACUCAGAUGUUGUCGGAUGUGAGACAUCAUGGGUCACGAGCAUCCUCAUCUACAUCAACUGUGUUCUCAGUUCCAACGGUGAUCCAAGGAUCUCGAUGCCGUGAAAGGGAGCGAGAACGAAUCCCCACUCAACAUAACACUGUGAUCCAUCAAGUGAAGCCAAAAUUGCCACCUCCACCCUUGGCAUCACCUCCUCAGCCCAUUCUGCAGAAAGCAUUGCUUGGCUCCAGUUAUGCUAUUCAUGGAAAACAAGACUCCUGCUCUCUUCCCCCACCUACCCAAGAUGCCCCCAUGGAUUUACAGACUGCCAAGCCCCUUUCUGGAUCCUUCUCCAAUCGAGGAUCUGUGUCAAAUGUGAUCAAUUCAGAAGCUCGAGGCUUUCAAGCUGUUGUCCCAUGUAUUGAGGAGCCAGCAUCCACCAUCCCAAUUUCUCUUGUCAUCCAACCUCACAGUGGGAAUGAGCACCAAGGGAGUUCAAAUGAUCAAGUGAAGGAAAAAGAACACAUCCGGAGACCAAUGAAUGCAUUCAUGAUUUUCUCCAAACGACACCGACCUCUUGUUCAUCGGAGACACCCCAAUCAGGACAAUAGGACUGUAUCAAAAAUCUUGGGAGAGUGGUGGUAUGCCUUGGGUCCCGAUGAGAAAAAGAAAUAUCAUGAUCUGGCAUCCCAGGUGAAAGAGGCUCACUACAAGGCCCAUCCAGAUUGGAAGUGGUGUAGUAAAGACAGGAGAAAGAGCUCUUCUGGCUCAAGCAAGGGGAUUGGGGACAAGGGAGCAGGAGGUGUUGAAGACUGUUUUUCAGGUGAUGGGGAUCCAGGACAAGAGGAUGGAACUCAGGGUGACAUGAACAUCGAAGAAGCAAGCCGCCUCUAUCCAAACAUGCAGGCAUAUCAGCCUGUCUCUCCUGGGAAUCAUGUUAACCAUGAUCUAGCUAAUGAUGCAAAUGCUGUGCAAAGGCAUCAUGGAAAGGGAGGAGAGGGUCAAUAUGAGUCAAGUGAAGGUGAUAUAGAUCUGAAGUGCAAGGAAGAAGUGAGUGAUUCAGAUGUGGAGAGUGUGGUUGAGGAUCAAGGUGGAAGGAAUCAAGGCCAUGUGGGGUCUCAGGCCUCAAAUCAUACACAUCACAAGCAACCACGCUUUAGCCCUCUCCCCAGUCCCACAGUUCAAGCACAUAAGCCCACUCCCAUCAAACCUAGGCAUGUUCUCAUGUUAAUGGUGCUGCCAUCUGAAGCAGGGGCUCAUUUCUCUCCAUCAUCCAAUGAUGCAUUCCCACCCUCAUCCCCACGCCUCACACCUUCAGUGAAUUCUGGUUUUACACCUGUGAGGACCCAAGACAUCCAACCUCUUCGACCCACUCGUCCAACAUCUGGAAUUCAGGUGAUCAGUAACACUGCUUCUCCAGCUGGUACACACCAGACUGUUCUAAAGACCAAUCACGUGAAGACAAUCCACAAUGUUCAGUGUGUGACAUCUCAAGACAAGAAACAUGUGAAAGUGGACUACAAGUCAAUCAGCUUGGGACAGGCUUCCCCUGUGCAACACCAUCAGCAGUCCAACACCCCUCCAACAACUCUUCAGACUUAUACUUUGACUAAUUUGUCACUGCCACAUGGGUCCCAGUCAUCAGGUUCCAAGUGUCCCACUAUCCUGGUCCAGGCUCCCGUCAUACCCUCUUCAGGAGGAGCUGUUUUGACUAAUUUCUUGGCCUUGCGACCUUCAACUCAACAUACCAACUCCUCUGGUCAGGUCCAGACUGUUGGAGCAAAGGGAAUGCCAUUUCAAUAUCUUGUGCCUCAGUUUGUCAGUGGGAAUCGUAUGGCCAUUCUACCCAGUGCCAGUUACCAGAUGGCAGUCUCAUCUCAGUCAUCAUCAACAGUAGGAGGUCAAAGUGCUGGAUCUCAAGCUCAAGGAGUACAAAAACCAUCCAACAAUCAUCCAGCUCUUCACUUGCCACCACGAACUGGGAAGAACGGGCUAUCUCGGACUCAGGAGGGCAUGGGCCAUCAGUAUCGAGUGAAAGCUUCCAUUGUCACAAUUCCGUCUGCUGACAAUGACCUAUCUCAUAAGGGAGAUGAUGGAAGGAAUAGAAGUGAGGGGCAUAACACUCUCAUGCCUCCUCCAAUGGAUGGAGUGAACUUUGUUCUUGCCCCAACACCAGCCCAGCUGGGGAAGGCACCCUUGCAAAGACGCACUGCAGCCGCUGCAUCACAACAUGGUCAUGCUUCACCUACAUCUUCAGGAACACCUUCUUCCCUCUCACCAAACAGUGCAGCUCUGACUGGUGAACAGCUGAGUCCUGGGGGUAUGCCAUCCUCACCAAGGCUCACCAUCCCUCCCUCACCCACACGUUCAAAAUCUAAGAAGGUGGAUGAAACCACUGAAAAGGUUUUACAGCAGGUGAAUUUUGAUGAGAAAUUCAACUCUCUCCCUGAGUAUAAGCCAGAAAAUUUACAUAGCCCAAGCACUUUAUCUCUUCCCCCUUCACCACGUCUCUUUGUCCAGAGUUAUCGAAAGAAGCAGAAAACUCUUGCUGUGCCAACUGAAGAAGAAAGUGGGGAAGCAACUUCCCCAUCUAGUGUCAAACGUCCUCGUUCUGAUGGAGAAUCCAGUGCUUCACAAUUCACUCCUCAUUCACCCACAACCCCUCCAUCUGCCAAGCUUGUUGGCAAUACCUUUUUUGGACCAGAUUUCAACAUAGAAGCUGUUGAAGAAAAAUCAGAUUACAUCUUCAGUCUUGUUGACUCUAUAUUCACUGUAGGUGGAGAGUAUGGUGAGGGAACAGGUGGAACAUCUCCAAAUGCAGUUGGACAAGGACAUGUGACUCACACAAAUGCAGGAGGAAGUCCCCGCACCCCCCGUACCCCUCGAGAUGGUGGUUCCAGCCUUCGACGAAUCCUUGAUACUCGAAGACAUCUAGUCAUGCAGCUCUUCCAGGAACAUGGCUUUUUCCCCACAUCUCAGGCAACAUCAUCUUUUCAACAGCGUCACCUUGAUGUGUUCCCUAGCAAAGCAUGUUUACAGCUUAAGAUCAGGGAAGUUCGUCAGAGAUUGUUGAGUCAGGGAGGAAGUGCCAUGACUCCAACUGGAUCUGGAGAAACCUCAUCUUCCAGUGCAUCAGUCACAACCACUACGAGAGCAAAUCCAAUCUCUGAGGACAUACUUCCCAGUUCUGGUGUCAGAGAUGGACCUCCAGCAAGAAUAGCCAACAAGAACAUUCUCAUUCCACCAUCAAGGGAGUUAUCAGAGCACCUUGAGAAGCUGAAGGAGUUGACUGGGAUCAGUGAUGAGCAAGUGCUUGCUCAUGCAUUGGAAGCAUCCAGAUCUGGCAGUGGCGAUUACGACGUCAAUCAAGCAUUUCAUUUGGUUGUGAAUGAACAUUCACGAGACUCUAUCAAGCUUUCACAUCUGCACAGAGGUGUCAAAGUGGCUCCGACACCAGCUCGAUCUGUCAGCAGCCCUGUUGUCCCCGAUAGGGGCACAGUUGCAGAGGAACCAGAGGAUUGGGAUGCAGAGAUAGAGACAAUAUCUCAUGGACGAAUGGCCCUUGAAGAGAGCUUGGUGGAUUCAAAGUACUCUGGGACAAAGCGAAAAAGAGGAGAAAUUUGGGAAGAUCCCUUGAAUCCUCAUGAGCGAGAACGUGAUGGAUUUUGGCCAGUUGGACUCAAGAAUGUUGGCAACACAUGCUGGUUUUCAGCUGUUGUUCAGUCUCUAUUCCACCUCCCUGUGUUCAAGUAUUUGGUUUUGAAUUAUGCUGUCCUUAACCCAUCUGAGCAAGAUGAGGCAAAGAAGCAGGUCAGCAUGUUCAUGGUGGAACUUCGGAAGCUGUUUGCCCUAAUGGUAGGAACGCGGCGCAAGUAUCUGGAUCCUUCCAGAACUGUGGAGAUCUUUAAGAGACAGAAUUUCCCUGAUGGAAAUGAGUCUCAGCAGGAUGUGAGUGAAUUUACUCACAAGCUUCUUGAAUGGCUGGAACAGGCCUUUCAGAAGACCCCAAAUGAAGGCAUUUCUAGCUCUGAUAUAGAGCAAAACCCAAUGGAGAGACUCUUCUAUGGAAGGAAAUUCUCUAACACAACGAAGAUGCGACAGAUGCCUCUAAGAGUUAAAGAUUUCUCUGAUCUUCACCAGGCCUUGGAAGCAUCCAUGUCUCAAGAUAAGAUCGAGUCCAGUUCAGGAGAUGGGAAUUCAGGCCAAGAGCAUUGGUUUACUUCCCUUCCUCCUGUCCUCCUCUUUGAAUUCCUUCGCUUUGAAUUCAACCAGCAGCUUGGCCGACCUGAGAAGAUCCACAGCCGGGUCCAUUUUCCUGAGGUCAUCUUCAUGGACCGGUAUAUGGAUGCCAACAAGGAAGUGAUACGUGAGAAGCGAAAAGAGAUCCGACGGUUGAAAGAGGAACGUGCAGAACUUCAAGCUCGUCUAGAUGGUUUUUUGAACUGUGGGACUGGUGCUAAGCGAAUGCCAUUGCAGGACAUCCUUCAGUAUACUCUGGACUUUGUUGAAACGUGUAACAAGUGCCCUAGUCUAUCUGCUGAUGUGGAAAUGACCACUCCUGAAGUUGUUCCCCCUCAGAGGGGAUCUCUGUGCCAAAAUAAUCCAAGGGGGACAGGUCGUUUCACAUCUUCAGUGCAACUGGAGUUGGCUUUCCCAACCCCUCCAUCAUCCUCUUCAGGAGAUUUUCAUCAUGUGUUCCCACCUCUCCAGAAUCCAUCUUCACAUGUCUCGGACUCAGAGCUUCGAGUCAUUCAAGGGGUUUUAAGUCGCUAUCGAGACAGUGUAUCGAAGGAGGUCCAGGAACUCCAGCAGUCAAUAUCUUCUAUCGAUGAGAAAAUUGAUAAUCUUUAUCAGGAUCCCUCUCUGAAAAAAGUUGCCUAUAAGCUGCAUGCAGUCCUUGUCCAUGAAGGACAAGCUGCUUCUGGACACUACUGGGCAUACAUCUGGAGCCCUAUGUAUGGACACUGGCUGAAAUUCAAUGACAACUCGGUACAAGAGUCUACAUGGGAAGAGGUUGCAAGAGAUUCUGUGGGUGGACACCAUAAUGCUUCUGCCUACUGUCUAGUUUACCUGGAUUCCUCUUCUGCUCCUCUGCUUGAAGAUAUCCCAGAAGUUUCCAUUGGAAAAAUGCCUCAAGAUCUGUUGGAAUAUGUGAAGGCAGACAAUAAAGAGUUUGUGAAGGAGUUGGAAGAUUGGGAUCAGAAUCAGCAGAUGGGGCUUGAACUUGUGAAGGUUGAGAUAGAGGAGGGAGAAGAUUUUCCCAUGCUGGAGUCACCUUUUACAUAUUCUGAAGCCUUGGUGAAGAGGAAUGUAGACAUCGCAUUUGAUGCUGUUGCAAAUGCCAUCUGCAGGUUCGAGAGCAUUGAUGAUCCCAAAAUCGUGCUGCAGAAGGCCUUGGAAUGGGAAAAGGAUCGGUUAUUGGCUGGUAACAUGCCAAUUGGAUCCCAGUUGGAAGCUCUUUUGUCCCACAUGGCAUCCUAUCUUCAUGUCUGUGGAGUCCAGAAUCAAAACCUCAUGAAUGCCCUCUUCCUGGAGCAUUUCACUUGCAUCAAACUUGAUUCAUUUCCAAAGGGUCGUGAAGUGAGAGCAGAGGCAAAGCAGCUCCUGAAGAAACUCUAUGAAAGUAUGGGACUUGAGUUGCAGAUCCUGAAGUCUUGGCAUGAGGCUUUCUAUGCCUUCAGAAGUGUUGCCCUUGACUUCUGCAAUGGAAUAGAGCAUUACCAACAAUGCAAAUACACUGAAGCAGUGAUCUAUCUUUCAACUGCUUGCACAAUCAAUCAAGAGCUGUGUACUAAGGGUGCCAAUGUUAGCAACAAGGGUUUGAAACAUCUCUUCUUGAAGCAGUGCUAUCAUGCUUCUUUGUUGAACCUCGAUGAGAGGGUUGUGGAGUUCUUCAAGUCAGAGGACAUUGAAGUAGUGAGUCAGGCUCUGCAGACAAUGUCUGAUCUCAUCCUCCCCUGUGUGGCUCACCUGAACAGAACUGGGAAUGUUGAUGAGCAAGACAUGGUGGAGAAAAUUCGCAACCAUUGGUUCAUGCUUGUUGGAGAGGAGGAUCUCCCAGAUGAUCGAAAAGAAAAGUUGAGAGACGUGUUGGACCGCUUGCUUGAACUUGACUGCUCCUCCCCCAUACCCCAGGCCAAACAUUCUAUGUAUGGAAGUGAAGAUGAACUCCCCCAACGCUUUAUCCGAGCCUGGAACUUUGCCCGGCAUGAAAUGAGAUACCAAUGGUAUCACAAUGGAUCCCUCAAGUCCCUGCUGUGGGUUUUUUUAUUCAUUCAACUUGGCUUGGCCAUUGUUGAGAAACCUUCACUGCCUGGCUUCUCUACCCCUUAUUAUGUGACCAUUCCAAUCGAGUGCCUGUGUUUGGCCUUUUACCUGUUCCGUCUCAUCCAGAUGUGGUCUUUCACAGAAGGGAAAGUCUUCUGGCAAGACCCCAAACACCUUGUGAUUCUUGUUAUUAGUGUUGUGACCUAUAUUGACAUCAUUGCUUAUGUUGCAUCUGCGGCAUCAGGAAUUUGGUGCUUGAGGUGGACCCGAAUCCUGCGUCCAUUAUACAUGGUGAAUUUCCCAGAAGGCAGACAGUUUCGCCGUGCAUUUCGUAACAUCAGAAGGACUCUUCCAGAUGUUUUAUAUGUCCUCAUCCUCUUUUUUUUCAGUAUUGCAAUAUUUGCUUUGAUGGCUUUCAAACUUUUCGGGAAGAGAGGACUUCGUUAUCCAAAUGGAGACUCAUAUUUUGCCAACUAUGGGGAUAGCUUCUUUGAUCUCUACGUUCUUGUCACCACAGCCAACAACCCUGAUGUCAUGAUGCCAGCAUAUGAUAUGGAUGGAGCCUAUGCACUCUUCUUUGCUGGCUUCCUCAUCAUCUGCCUCUACAUCUUCAUGAGCAUCUUCUUGGCUGUUGUGUACAAUAACUUCAGGAAUCAUCUCAAAAAUGAGGUGAAGUUGGCAGUGUUUUCCAAGAGGCAGAUGCUGGCCAAGGCUUUUGAACUUCUGAAGGAACCAGGAAGUGAUGGAAUUGAAAAGGAGAAAUUUUUUCUCUGGAUGAAGGAAUUUGUGUGCCCCCACAGACCUGAUGAUUAUAUUAGUAUCAUCUGGACAGUGCUGGAUGAGAAUGGGGACAAUGUCCUCAGUCAGAAAGAAUUCCUGCAGUUGGCAGAUCUUCUUAAUGUGGAAGUCUCAGAGGUCAAGGAUAGAAGACCCCUUUUUCAGAGGCUGGUACCCUCAUGUUUUGACUCCAGGCCAUCCCGUUUUCUGCGAAAGGUUGUCAUGCACAUUUACUUCCGAUAUGUCUUUGAUGGACUCAUCAUUGUGAAUGCCAUCUUUAUCGCACUGGACAUGAAUCAAGCUGAUUGGUUUUUCCUCACCAUGUUCAGUCUGGAAAUCCUGUUGAAGAUAUAUACAUUUGGAAUGCAUGAGUUCUUCAAGCAGUUUUGGAAUUGGUUUGAUUUUGUUGUGAUUGGUGCUGCCCUUCUUCUCAUCUCUUAUGAAGCAAUAAUUCAUGAAGAACAAGAAACUCAGACUACCCUGGAUGUCCUGCUAGUACUAAGAGUCCUUCGAGUGGUCAAGAUCAUUGGGAGCAUAGAGAGAUUCAAGAUCAUUGUCUCAACUAUUGUCAACCUUGGUCCUGCCAUCAUUACAUAUGGGAUUGUCUUCAUCUUCACUGCAUUUGUGAUCGAGGCUUUCAUCUUGGAGUAUACCCUGGCCAAUAGAAGAUUGGAAAAUGUACUGGAAGCCAAGAUCAAUGAAAUGGGACUAGGACUUGGCAGCAAGCCCAAGAGUAUGUCAACAAAGUCAGACAAGUCGGGGUUGAUGGAUGACAUGGAGCAAGAGCUGGAGGCCAUAGAUGCAGACCAUGUUCCUAGGCAGUGUGCAGAACCAAAUUCUGAAGUAGAAGGGGAAUCCACUCUCAGGGACAUGUUCAAAGACACAAGCAUUCGCUUCCAUCUCACCAGAUCAACUGCAAGUACAGAAGUUUUUCUCAGACGCAUGUUUGAGAAUGAAAUUGAGGAAGGAGAUUUGGGCUUGGACUCCCAAGAGCAGGAGUCUCGUCCACGACGGCUCACACUUGAUGCUUAUCGCCUCGAGGAGAAAAGUAUAUGA
Molecule: messenger RNA, 8925 nt
Organism: Darwinula stevensoni
Lineage: Eukaryota; Metazoa; Arthropoda; Ostracoda; Podocopida; Darwinulidae
Source: the annotation of a GenBank genome assembly